AAUUCAAGAACGCUGUCAUUCGUCUGAUUUCUUUUGGUUGGAAAGGUGAUAUUUGGUUAGGCAUAUACGGCUAGACAGAAUGGCUUUCAAAUUUUUUGCACUGUGCGCUGUGUUUGCCGUAGCAAAUGCCGGUUUACAACAACCAAUAAACCCAGUCUACCAUGCAGCACCGAUCAAUUUCGCACAGCCAGCUCUUUUCAAGCCACAACCACAACAGACAGUGUACGCACAGCCAGCUUUAAUCAAAACAGUUCAGCAACCAGCGAUUCUUAAAACCUAUGCCCAGCCUGCGAUCGUCAAAAAUUACGUACAACCAGCCGUGGUAAAAAGUUACGCACAGCCUGCACUCGUAAAGAGCUAUGCCCAGCCCACCUACGUCAAGCAAGUCGAAGAGUAUGCACCAGCUAACUAUGAAUUCUCGUACUCCGUGCACGAUUCGCACACUGGAGAUGUGAAAAGUCAGCACGAGACACGCCACGGUGACCAGGUGCAGGGCCAAUACAGUUUGCUGGAUGCCGAUGGUCAUCAGCGCAUUGUGGAUUACACUGCUGACGACCAUAAUGGAUUCAACGCUGUUGUACGCCGCGAACCAGCCAAUGUUAAAGUCGCUCAACCCGUUCAGAAGGUUAUAGCUCAGCCACUUUACACUGGACAUUACUAAAGUAAAAAAGACUUGACAAAUGUGUAAUAAGUUAAUGGAUGGAAUAAUAGUUCAAAAUAUCAAAUGUUAAAAUAAACUGAUAAUUGUUAUAUUUCA
Messenger RNA from Anopheles coluzzii, 757 nucleotides. RefSeq names its product cuticle protein 7-like. Gene Ontology annotation, cellular component: extracellular matrix. The transcript is spliced from 2 exons. Bases 80 to 661 code for a protein of 193 amino acids. Lineage: Eukaryota; Metazoa; Arthropoda; Insecta; Diptera; Culicidae. The record is from RefSeq and is a predicted model, not a curated record.